UGCUUCAACUCUUGCGCAUCCACAAAGCCGACAUGAUAGUUCGUCUUAUGGCCUCCCUUAGGGCUCCUUUGGCACCCUAAUUCUCCCUCCUUGUAUGAUGGGGUCAGAUAUCAACCUCGAUGCGACCCAACAGCCUCAGAUCUGGGCUGCCGUUGGAACCACGUACGUGCUGGCCGUAGUCUUUGUGGCCCUACGCACUUUUGCCCGUCGGUUGCUCAAGAACGCUUUGUGGCUGGACGACUGGCUGCUUUUCGCGGCUCUGGCUUCGUUGACCGCUCUACUUAUCGUGAUCAAGUUCUCGAUCGACACUGGCCUCGGGCGACAUACCGCGAUUUUCACGCCUAAUGAACUUCCAAACGUAUAUGCCAGCAUCUUCAAGUACUUAUUUGACGGCUGGAUUAUUUGGACUAUUACGAUAACCAUCGUCAAGUUCUCAGUCCUUGCCUUCUACUGGCGCAUCUUCAAAUACACCUCCAUAGCCAUCCCAAUAUUUGUCCUCGCCGGUGUCACAGCAUGCUGGGGCAUCGCUACUGUCACUGUCGUAGCCCUCCAAUGCCCCCGCGAACAUGACGGGUCCUGCCGCACUGUUCCCCUCGCACUCUUCUAUUGCUCCGCCAUCGUGCACAUCGUCACUGACGCCUCUAUCCUCGCACUCCCCCUCUUCUACGUCUUCAGCACCAAACGCCCGAUUUCGGAGAAGCUCGCCAUCGCGGGCAUGUUCAUGCUCGGCAGUCUAGUCGUGAUCAUUGCCAUCAUCCGCAUCGUGUUCCUGGAUAAUGACUCCAUGUCCGACCCCGACAUCACAUGGACCUUUGUCAACGUCGCCAUACUAUCGAAUGUGGAAUGUGCAGUCGCCAUCAUUUCAGCGUGCUUGCCGUGCUUGAGGCCAGUGUGUCGAUGGCUGCUCACAGGCUCACCCUUCGCGAACCCUCCACUCAGUGGGCCCAUGACCUCGCGCCAGCGGUGUGUAUUCCGUCAAAAUCGAUUACACCCCAUCCAACAGCCUAGGUCUGCCGUAUUCGAUGGCUCUCAGGACCUCUUCUCAGACACUAGCGGCACUUGGUCCAGUGGGGUGCUAAAAUCGAGAACAUCAUUUCCUGAUGAUUUGAGCAUUCAGCUUCAGGAUUUGUCCGGUUUCUUGAAUGAACCGAAAGUCGGAAUUGAGCGAAAAGUCUGACAUCUGAAUUUCCUUUCUCUCCGCACGGUAGUUUGGGUGACGCAAAAUCGGAUGACACAAUCUCCACGACGUAAUGACUGCACAGGACCGCUCAGAAUGGGUGGGAAAUUUAGACGAAGCUCGUCCAGAUUUCUCACGACCUUGUUACUCAAUCACGCGUUAUCUAAGGCUAGACAAAGAGAUCGUCUUGCCUCUAGAGCAUAUCUAUCCCAGCCCCAACCUCUAGUAUCCCUAAUUCAGCAACUACAUAUCCUCCUCUCACCCCGCCUUCCGCCCAACACAAACAACCGGCCAAAGCGUCGGCUGCAUCGCGCCCAGCUUCACCUCAGCGCCCGCCUUCCGCACCAACUC
Messenger RNA from Mytilinidion resinicola, 1528 nucleotides. RefSeq lists its product as uncharacterized. The record is from RefSeq and is a predicted model, not a curated record. The transcript has 4 exons. NCBI's taxonomy places the organism in Eukaryota, Fungi, Ascomycota, Dothideomycetes, Mytilinidiales, Mytilinidiaceae. Bases 95 to 1177 code for a protein of 360 amino acids.